UUAUGAAUAUGUUGAUAUAGAUAUAUUGAAAUUAAAUUUACAUUUUAGGUUUCAGUUGCACCUUCUGUACAGGAAUUUAGUAUCCGAGUACCAAAGAAUAACAAGAAAAAGCAUAAUGUAAUGCGUUUUAACGCAACAUUAAACGUAGAUUUUUCAAAGUGGACACAAGUGAAAAUGGAACGGGAAAAUAAUAUGAAGGAAUAUAAAGGAAUAGAAGAGGAAAUGCCAAAAUUUGGUGCAGGAUCAGAAUUUGGGCGAGACGCGAGAGAAGAAGCUAGACGAAAAAAAUUUGGUAUUACAAGCAGAAAGUACAAACCAGAAGAUCAGCCAUGGAUCUUAAAAUCCGGUGGAAAGACUGGAAAAAAAUUUAAAGGCAUUAGGGAAGGUGGUGUAAGUGAAAAUGCUGCGUAUUACGUUUUUACACAUGCCGCUGAUGGAGCUAUAGAAGCUUUUCCUCUGCACGAAUGGUAUAAUUUUCAACCAAUCCAGAGAUAUAAAGCACUGAGUGCAGAAGAAGCCGAACAGGAGUUUAGCCGUAGGAAUAAAGUAAUGAAUUAUUUUUCACUGAUGUUGCGUAAGAGGCUUAGAAAUGAUGAAGAAGGUGCAGAUGACGAGGAGUUAAUAGAUGGUGGAAAAGGAAAGAAACCUACUAAAAAGGAGAAAGAUUUAAAAAUAUCCGAAAUGGAUGAAUGGAUGGACACCGACGAUGAUGACUCGGGUAGUGACGAGGAAGAAGCUAAAAAGAGUUCUGAGGAAGAGGAUAGUAAGAAAAAGAAGAAAGGCAAAGUUGAGGUUGCGAAAAAGAAGAAGAAGAAGAAGAACGCUUCAGAUGAUGAAGCAUUUGAAGAAAGCGAUGAUGGAGAUGAAGAGGGAAGAGAAUGUGAUUAUAUUUCUGAUUCUUCUGACUCUGAAUCAGAACUAGAACAACAAAAGGAAAUUAAGUCAGUUGCAGAAGAGGAUGCUCUAAGAAAACUGCUUGCUUCUGAUGAAGAAGACGAAGAUGAAGAAGAGGCAGAUAAAAAGGAUGGUGAUGAGGAUAAAGAAGAAGAUGAUGAACAUAAAGAUAAGGAUGACAAAGAUAAAGACAAGACCAAUAAAGAUGCAGAUAAAAAGAAAGAUAAGAAAAAGAAGAAAAAACAAUCUAAGAAGAAAGAUUCCAAGAAGCUUGCACCGGGAAAAGAAUCUUCUAGCGAUUUUUCUAGUGAUUCUGAUUCAGAAUCCGAUACAGUAAAAGAGAAAGAUAACAAAAAAUCUAAUAGUGCGCAUAGCUCAAGAUCUGCAACGCCUACAGCUGGGAUAUCAGAUUCUUUAAAGAGGAAGCAAGCGGGGUCGCCAGAUAUAUCGCAAGCAAAGAAAUUGAAAUUGGACAACUUUAAUUUAGUGCCAGUAACUUCUUAUAUUCCAGGAGCCAGUGAAUCUGGUAUAACGGAAGAUGCAGUCAGACGUUAUCUUAUGCGUAAACCGAUGACAACAACGGAAUUAUUGCAAAAGUUUAAGUCAAAGAAAACCGGUCUUACUUCUGAACAGUUAGUAAAUGUAAUGACACAGAUACUGAAAAAAAUCAAUCCCACCAAACAAACAAUAAAAAAUAAAAUGUAUCUAUCUAUUAAAACCCAAUCUAAUUGAUAUUUGCUAAUUUGUUUUUAUAGCAUAGCAUAAUUACUUUAACACUAUGUAACAUGUACAUGUAAUGCGUGAAAAAAUACUUUGUACAGUGACAAACAGAAAAAUAAAUAAAUAAAUUAAUUAAAAUUUAUUUUCAUUA
Messenger RNA from Ceratina calcarata, 1765 nucleotides. Its product is annotated as transcription factor IIFalpha. Gene Ontology annotation, cellular component: nucleus; transcription factor TFIIF complex. Gene Ontology annotation, biological process: transcription initiation at RNA polymerase II promoter; positive regulation of transcription elongation by RNA polymerase II. Lineage: Eukaryota; Metazoa; Arthropoda; Insecta; Hymenoptera; Apidae. Gene Ontology annotation, molecular function: DNA binding; TFIIF-class transcription factor complex binding; RNA polymerase II general transcription initiation factor activity. The record is from RefSeq and is a predicted model, not a curated record. The coding region runs from base 121 to 1626 and encodes 501 amino acids. The transcript is spliced from 6 exons.